This is a messenger RNA of Pipistrellus kuhlii (Kuhl's pipistrelle), 2169 nucleotides long. Its product is annotated as serine/threonine-protein phosphatase 4 regulatory subunit 3B. Gene Ontology annotation, cellular component: nucleoplasm; protein phosphatase 4 complex. The transcript has 2 exons. Gene Ontology annotation, molecular function: protein phosphatase activator activity. Bases 1 to 2169 code for a protein of 722 amino acids. The record is from RefSeq and is a predicted model, not a curated record. Gene Ontology annotation, biological process: DNA damage response; protein dephosphorylation. NCBI's taxonomy places the organism in Eukaryota, Metazoa, Chordata, Mammalia, Chiroptera, Vespertilionidae.
AUGGCAGACAGGCCCAAUCGCCGGGUAAAACUUUUCGCCUUGAAUGAGUACAAACAAUGGGAUUAUCUAGGCUCGGGGAACGUCACCUCAGUUGCCUCAGAAUCCCAGGGCCUGUUUCUGGUCGUUAGGUCGGAGUCCAGCGGCACACAGAUCCUGGAGUCUGAGGUCCUCCCAGACACGCCCUAUCAGAGACAAAAAGACACAUUAAUUGUUUGGUCCGAGGCCGAGAACCACGGCAUGGCGUUGAGUUUCCGAAACUCGGAAAGUUGUUACGAGACCUGGGAAGCCAUUUGUCGGGUUCAAGGUCGAGACCCCUCUGUUAACGUCACACAAGACCUUUUAGAUGAUUUAGAAGAAGAAAUUGAUGAAACCCUAGAAACCGAUGAUUUGGACGAACUGCCUAACUGUGAACUCAGUAAACUUAAACAGAUCGCUAACUUAGUUACCUCAGCCUUCAGUUCACCUCUCCGUAGGAGAAGGCUGGCUCUGGUCUUAGAAAAUGAGACUUAUAUUAAAAAACUACUACAGAUGUUACACUCCUGUGAGAGCGUAGGAUACACUGAAGGCUUAUACCAUUUGCAUACAAUUAUUAAAGGAAUAUUUUUCCUCGACAAGACAGCUCUGCUUGAUAUCUUGUUUUCUGAGGAGUGCAUCAUGAAUGUGAUAGGAUGCCUUGAAUAUGACCCUGCUUUCGAUCAGCCGAAAAAACAUAGGGAAUUCUUGACCCAAAAUGCAAAUUUCAAGGAAGUUAUACCGAUAACAACCUGUAAACUUAGACAAAGAAUACACCAGACAUACAGAGUACAGUAUAUUCAAGACAUUCUUCUCCCUACACCAUCAGUAUUGGAUGAGAAUUGUCUUUCUGCUCUUAAAACUUUUAUUUUCCUCAACAAGAUGGAGAUAAUUCACAUGCUGCAGUCAGAUGAUAAGUUUUUGCCUCAAAUAUUUGAACAGUUAAAGGACAAGACUAUUGAUAACGAUAAGCGACGUGAAUUGUUAUUUUUUCUCAAGGAAUUUGGUUCAUUUGCUCAGGUAUUAAAGCCUCGAAGCAAGGAUGCACUAUUCAAAACAUUAACACAAAUGGGAAUUCUUCCCACUAUUAAAGUUAUAAUGAGCCUGGAUGAUUAUCAAAUAAAGUCAUCUGCUAUUGACAUAUUUGCUCAUCUGGUGGAGCAUAAUCCAUCAGUGAUCCGAGAAUUCCUACUAGAAGAAGAGCAGCAGAAUGAAAAAGGUAGCCUUCUCAUUAAUUUAAUCAUUAAGCAAAUGAUCUGUGAUACUGAUCCUGAGAAAGCAGGUGCUUUACAUAUAAUGGGACUUCUUCGUUUUAUACUUGAUCCAGAAAACAUGAUAGCGAUGCCACAAAAAUGUGAAAGAAGUAAAUUUCUAAAUUUCUUUUAUAAACAAUGUAUGCAUAACAUAAUAGUACCACUUUUGGCCACUACAUCAGAAGAUAUAUUUGAAGAGGGUCAUAUACUUGGAGAUGACAUAAACAGCAGAUAUUGCCUCCGUGCUCUUCGCCUUAUGAGAAGGAUAAUUGGCCUUAAAGAUGAAGUUUAUAAUUGUUACAUCAUCCAGGGAAAUUUAUUUGAGCCAGUUGUAAACGCCUUUCUGAAUAAUGGAACUCGAUACAAUAUGUUGAAUUCGGCUGUUAUUGAACUGUUUGACUAUAUAAGAGAAGAAAAUAUCAAGUCCCUGCUUACACAUGUAGUUGAAAAGUUUUACAAAACACUUGAAUGGAUUGACUAUGUUCAGACAUUCAAAAAUAUGAAGAUUAAAUAUGAACGAGAAAAAGAGCGCAAGAGGCAAAAGAGUUUGAAUUCUCUGCAGAAUAGUAAAAGGGCCAGAGACUUGGAGAAGAAUAAAGUAUCUUAUAAAGGAGAUAAAGAAAAUUUAGAGGAAGGACAUUCAGGUAUGAGACCAAUGGAAAGUGAUUUUCAAGAUGAUUAUGAUAUAUCUAUGGAGAUUGAAAACACAACAAAAAAUGAAGACAAGGUGAAUGUUCCUAAAAGAACAUCUUCUGGUGACAUCAAAUUUACUUAUUCCCAUUCUGCUGGGGAUGCCAAUGGAACAGAUAACCCAAUGAGAUUAGUGGAUUAUUCGGAUGAUGAUGAAGAAGAAGAUAAAGAAGAUGAAGCGAAGUUCAGGAAAAGACCACAUUUUAAUCCAUAA